Monoraphidium neglectum is the source of this 1926-nucleotide messenger RNA. RefSeq lists its product as hypothetical. Gene Ontology annotation, molecular function: protein binding. Lineage: Eukaryota; Viridiplantae; Chlorophyta; Chlorophyceae; Sphaeropleales; Selenastraceae. The record is from RefSeq and is a predicted model, not a curated record. Bases 1 to 1926 code for a protein of 641 amino acids. The transcript is spliced from 2 exons.
AUGGCGUCGCGCACAUCACUUGUGGACCUACCACCUGGCGCCUUGGCGCUCGUGUGCUCGUACCUCAGCACAGAGGAGCGCGCGGCCGCGCGUGCCACCUGCUCGCGCCUGCGGGGCGCCGCCAACGCCUCCGUCACAACAGUCAGGGUUGCGCUGUCGACGUCAGAUACACCAUGCAUGGCUGCAGUCCACGCGUCAACGCUCCCCACGCGCUUCCCAGCCGCGUCGUGCGUCGUGCUGAGCGGCACUGGCAACAUUCUGCAGCUCAAAGCGGCCCUUGAGCAUAUGCAGCAGCUUCCCGCCGGCAGCUGGCCGGGCAUCACGUCUCUGCAGCUCGAUUUACAGAUCUUGGGCCUGUGGCCCACGCAGCUGCUUGACGCCGCCGUCGCGGCGACGGCGCGGCUGUGCCCCCACCUACAGAGCACGGAGGGGCUGCCGCUCGCGCCGGCGCCGCUGCGAGCGCUCGCGGCGGCGGCUGGCAGCUUGCGGCGGCUCAAGGCCAUGAUGCUCGACGACUUUUCACAUUACAAGGACGACAGCCCGGACACCGAGGCCGCAGAAGCAGCGGCGGCGGCAGCGGCCGCCGCCGCGCAGCGCCGCGCCGUCUGCGGGGCGCUGUCGGCCCUCUCCGGCCUCACAGCCCUCGUCUUGUACUCUAACCACUCCCCCUGUCGCGCGGCGGAGGCGGAUUUGGAGGGCCUCUGCGCCGCCCUGCCGCUGCUGCCCCGCCUGGCGCACCUGGACGCGCCGCUGUCCCUCGGGGCCAGCCCCCCGCUGGCGGGCUGCCCGGCGCUGGUCGACCUGCGGCUGUCUGCCUCCGAAACUUACGACACGCCGCAAGGCGCGCUGCAGGGGCUGGAGCCGGCGCUGGGCGUCACGAGCCUCGCCAUCCUGAGCCCCUGCCGAGGGUCAGAGUACAGGGUGCGCGCCGCCGACCUUGAGGCCAUAGCGUCGGCGUUCCCCAACCUAGAGUCCCUCGACCUCGAAACCUGCAUCAUUACCCUGGACGGCGGCGGCUGCCGCGCCGUGCUGCCGCGGCUGCGGCGGCUGCGGGGGUUCUGCAGCUUUGGGCUGCUGGAGGGCGGCGCCCUCAGGGCGUUGGCGCCGGCGCUCGAGGCCCUCACCCUCGGCAGCACGUACGAUCUGGGAUCCUCUGACGGCUGGGAGGGCCACGACACGCUGAGGGAGCUGGAGAUCGACGGGUCACCCUACUUUUUGUACCCUGGCCGGGAUCAGGGCCUGCGGCUCAAUUUGAAUGGGAACAUGAUGGGAUGGUAUGCGCCGGACCGCACCUGCCUGGUAGACCUGGGUGCCCUGCGGAAGCUGCCCGCGCUGGGCUCCCUGCGCGUGGGACUUGCGGCCAACCUCUCAAACGACGUCUCGCCCGCCGAGCUGGCGCGCGGCGCGGCGAGCCUGCGUGCGUGGGCGGAGGGGUGGACGCGGCUGCGGUCGCUCUCCAUCGGGGGCUCGGACAUCGCCGGGGCCUAUUUCGACGCGGGCGGCGCGCUGCCGGUGCUCGCGGAGCGGCUGGGGCCGCACCUCAAGCACCUGACCCUCGGCCCCUGCAGCUUCGUGCGCGGCGCGUCCGAAUUUGCGUCGAUGCACGACUGCCUGGCCGCCUGCCUGCCGCGCUUUGUCGCGUUGGAGAGCCUCGCCAUCGUGUUUCACUACGUUACCCUGCAGUUUGUCCCCGGGGCAAGCACGAUGGCCCGGCUCGAAGACACCUAUAGCGAGCUGAUGCACGGCUUGGCUGCGGCCUUGGCGAAGCCCCGGUGCUUGUGGCCCCCGCGCCUGAGCGCCGUGAGAGUGCAGCUCCCCAUGGGCAACUCCCGCGCCGGCGUGCUGCUGAGCUUCCUGGGCUCCCCGCCGUGGAUGCGUGUUGAGGGGUACCUGGACGGCCGCACCUCGGACGGCUGCAGGGUGUGA